Molecule: messenger RNA, 1418 nt
Organism: Phanerochaete carnosa HHB-10118-sp
Lineage: Eukaryota; Fungi; Basidiomycota; Agaricomycetes; Polyporales; Phanerochaetaceae
Exons: 22
Coding region: 273-1316 (347 amino acids)
Source: RefSeq, a predicted model, not a curated record
AAACACUAGCAGCUGAUACUAUUCCCUGGAGUUCGCAUCAGGACCGGAGCUACCAGGCUCUUCCAGUGAUCAGUGGUGCAUACGCUGCCUUUCCUGUCAUCUGAUACUAUCGCUGGAGAUGCGGGAGUACCGACUGUUGCGAGCAAUACGCGAUGUUUCACGCUAACCUCUCCACCGGUAACUUACUCUGUAAGCAGAUACAUAGGUAGGUAGUUGCCACUGCCGAUGCUACCCUAUCAUAUUCGCCGUCUCCCCUAUUUUGCCUGGGCAGUAUGCAAGCAACCCCCUCUAUAUCACCCGACCCAUACCUUGGACCUUACCUGAUAGGCACAGUGGUAACUGCUAUCUUCUUUGGCAUACUCUGCCUGCAAUGUUACCUCUUCUUCAGACAGUCAGGCGAGUUGCAGGAAGGCUGUAUGAAACGAGCUCUGAUAGCAUCUAUAUGGCUCUUGAACGCCUUCAAUCUAUUCUCUUUGAUAUGGCUAUGCUACUCAUCCAUGGUGACAAAUUUCGGUGAUUUACAACAAUUCUUAUAUGGCGCAAUAAACUGGUUCGUCUCUCAUGAGCCGUACCCUCUAAGAAUUCUGGCCCAACAUGGUGCGCUAUACCACAGGAGUAUAGCAGCUGCCCUCCUUUGCACUGCAUGGAGCAAAGUCAUCGCACAAGGCUGGCUUUCAUGGCAUAUCUGGAUGUGCUCUGGAAGAAAUCGUUCCGUCUGUGCUGUUCUAGGCUUCGGUGUCGUUACUACUUGCUGUCUUUCAACCGCCUUAGCUGGGAAGAGUGCCACCAUCAAACACUUUUCUCAGCUCAGUUCCUACAAUUGGCUCAUCUACCUCAAUAUUGCCUGUGAUGCUUGCACAAACCUGGGGAUAACAGCAAUGUUGUCAAUUUAUCUUAGCCGGGCACGGAGAUCGCCCUUGUACAGCUGGGACUACGUAAUCACCGCACCUGUGGUCUUCAUGUCCAAUACCGGAAUAUUGUGCUUGAUAGAGAUACUUCUCACCCUAGUCGUGAGAAUUUGUCGCCCGAAUGACUUUAUCUUUUGGGGAAUUCUCAUCCCGUACAGUACCGUGUACGCAAACGCUCUUCUGGGCUUCUUGAAUACCGGUGUUGGAAGCAAUACCGAGGUCAAGCCGAGGUUCACUCUGUCAAACUCGGACAGCCCUGAAGACACCAGCACCAGGCACGUCACCCACGCCGAUAUGCGGCGCGCGAUGAACCUUGGCGUUAAUUCGCAAGUUGCGACUGAGCUGCCACUUGCGGUACACGUCGAAAGAAUUGUAGAGAAGGAGCUGAAGCACAUGGAGACCUUGUGACGUGCCCAAGAAAGUCAAUUGAUCGACACAUGUUUCCAUGUAAAUCACUACCUAUCCCCCCUCAUAUAGCUGCCCGCAAUUACGCAUUACCUUAACACGAAU